AUGCGGCAAAAUCCCAGGUUCUGCACCGUUCACGACAACGUCCAUGGCAACAUUCUCGAUCCCCUUAGUUUGAAGUUCAUAGAUACUGAGCAGUUUCAGAGGCUUCGCGAGUUGAAACAACUAGGUUUUACGCACAUGGUUUAUCCAGGUGCUGUGCAUUCCAGAUUUGAGCAUUCUCUUGGCGUGUAUUGGCUAGCUGGUCAAUGUGUGGAAAAGCUUAAUAAUUAUCAGGGCUCGGAGCUUGGUAUUGAUAGAUUUGAUAUUCAAACAGUGAAGCUGCAGGCGGAUAUUAUUUUAUGAGGACUUCUGCAUGAUGUGGGGCAGGUUUCCUUUCGUCACUUUGAACGGGAGUUCUUCCCCCAAGUUAUCAUGGGUCUCAGAACAAAUGUCUGUAAUAUGGUCGAUUAUAUUGUUGAUGAACACCGUAUUGAUGUUGACUCCCAGAUGAUAAAAAGGGUCAAGGAUAUGAUACUGGCAAGCUCUGAAUUUGCUCCUCCAAGGAGCUCAAGUGAGAAAAGUUUCUUGUAUGAUAUUGUUGCAAAUGGGCGAAAUGGAAUUGAUGUUGACAAAUUUGAUUAUAUUCCCCGUGACUGUCGAGCUUGUGGUCUAGGAUGUAAUUUUGAAUUUCAAAGGUUAUUGGAGACAAUGUGGGUUUUGGAUGAUGAAAUUUGUUAUCGUGCUAAGGACUACCUUACCAUCCACAAAAUGUUUUCCACUCGUGCUGAUCUGUAUAGAACGGUUUAUACACAUCCAAAAGUGAAGGCAAUGGAGCUUAUGAUAGUUGAUGCACUUGUUCACGCUAAUAGUUUUUUGGAGAUUUCAUCUAACAUACAUGAUCCUUCUCAGUACUGGAAGCUGGAUGACACAAUAGUUAAAACUAUUGAGACAAGUCCAAGUCAAGAACUAAAGGAGGCCAGGGAGUUGAUCCUGCGCAUUCGAAGGAGGAAUUUGUACCAGUUUUGUAAUGAGUACCCUGUACCAAAAGAUAUGCUGGACAAUUUUAAGAAGGUCACUGCUCAAGAUAUUGUUUGCUCUCAGAAGAGUGGUGGAGUUACACUGAAAGAGGAGGAUGUAGCUGUUUGUAAUGUAAAAAUUGAUUUGACUCGCGGAAAGCAUAAUCCCCUGGAAAGUAUCCACUUUUUCAAGGAUUAUGAAAGCAAUGAGAAAUUUACAAUACCUGAUGACCGCGUAAGCCACUUGCUACCUACAUCUUACCAAGAUAUGAUAGUUAAGGUGUACGCCAAAAAGCCAGAACUGGUGCAGGCAAUUUCAGAAGCUUUUGAAAAUUUUCAAUUGAAAACAUAUGGGAUAAAAGCACAGGCGCAUGCAACACCACAGAAGAAACGACGUUACAAUCCAAUUUUAUGAGGUAAAAUGUAUGAUAACCAUGAUGCUAUUUUGUUUUUCUUUUGCCUCUAUUUUGUCUCACGCUCACCCUUUUUUGCUAUACUUCCACCAUGAAAUAUAGUGUAAGUCCACAGAGAACAAUGUGACACACUCUGAAGGUUGUACUAGAGUUAUCAUAUCAAAAGAAUCAAUUACAUAUAUGGCAGUGGUUAAGUGCAACAUUUUCAUGUA
Vigna umbellata (rice bean) is the source of this 1578-nucleotide messenger RNA. The record is from RefSeq and is a predicted model, not a curated record. NCBI's taxonomy places the organism in Eukaryota, Viridiplantae, Streptophyta, Magnoliopsida, Fabales, Fabaceae.